AUGCCCAUCCACCCUAAUGUCCCAGAAGACACAGCUAUUUAAGGGAAGCUGGAGUACCGGAAAAAUAAGACAGUCACUUGGCAGAUCAAUUCCAGCAACCUCAGAGAGAGAUCUCAGCAUGAAGGCCCUCCUGCUGCUGGUGUUGGUCAUGGUCUCUGGUUUGCUUCAAGUCUAUGGAGAUUUGCUACAAUUCUCAAAAAUGAUCAAGAGCAAGACGGGAAAGAAUUCUGUUCUAAGUUAUAGCAGCUAUGGUUGUUUUUGUGGUGGAGGUGGCAAAGGAACCCCCAAAGAUGGAACGGAUUGGUGCUGUGCUACACAUGGCUGUUGCUACAAACAUCUGGAAAGACUUGGAUGUAGUAAUUUGAAAACUCUAAAAUAUGAUGUUACCAUAAGUGGGAGCUCAAUCACCUGCAAUGUCAUUCAGGACCUCUGUAAGAAACUGCUGUGUGAGUGUGAUAAAGCUGCUGCCUCCUGUUUUGCAAAGAACCUGUACAGCUACAGUCUAAAGUACGAGUUCUAUCCCAAUUUGCUAUGCACGGGAAACAGCCCCAAUUGCUGAGAGGCCCUACUUCUGGGACACCUUGCCACCCAGUUCUGAGUCUUCCACUCCAAUACCUUCUGUCCCUACCCCAACUGAAAUCUCCCACCUCCACCCACUGUUCCCCUCUGUGUCCACUUUCAGGCUAACAGCAGUAGCUACACCUGGAGGUCGGGUCUCCCGAAUAAAUCAGCUCAUCUGUAAACUGCA
Cavia porcellus (domestic guinea pig) is the source of this 748-nucleotide messenger RNA. RefSeq names its product phospholipase A2, membrane associated-like. The record is from RefSeq and is a predicted model, not a curated record. Gene Ontology annotation, biological process: arachidonate secretion; lipid catabolic process; phospholipid metabolic process. Gene Ontology annotation, molecular function: calcium ion binding; phospholipid binding. The transcript is spliced from 5 exons. Lineage: Eukaryota; Metazoa; Chordata; Mammalia; Rodentia; Caviidae. The coding region runs from base 17 to 559 and encodes 180 amino acids.